Messenger RNA from Microtus ochrogaster (prairie vole), 2512 nucleotides. It is a transcript of the gene Lrrc75a, whose product is annotated as leucine rich repeat containing 75A. NCBI's taxonomy places the organism in Eukaryota, Metazoa, Chordata, Mammalia, Rodentia, Cricetidae. The record is from RefSeq and is a predicted model, not a curated record.
GGCGGGAUGGGCACUCGGCAGACGAAGGGCAGCCUGGCGGAGAGAGCCAGCCCGGGCGCGGCGCCCGGCCCCCGCCGCGAAAGACCCGACUUCUGGGCGUCGCUGCUGCUGCGUGCCGGGGACAAGGCGGGGCGCGCGGGCGCUGGGCUACCCCCCUACCACCGGCGCGUCGGCAUGGUCCAGGAGCUGCUGCGGAUGGUGCGCCAGGGCCGGCGGGAGGAGGCGGGGACGCUGCUGCAGCACCUGCGCCAGGACCUGGGCAUGGAGUCAACCUCGCUGGAUGAUGUGCUGUAUCGCUACGCCAGCUUCCGGAACCUGGUGGACCCCAUCACACACGACCUCAUCAUCAGCCUGGCCCGCUACAUCCACUGCCCCAAGCCGGAAGGUGAUGCGCUGGGUGCCAUGGAGAAGCUGUGCCGGCAGCUGACCUACCACCUUAGCCCUCAUUCCCAGUGGAGGAGGCAACGAGGGCUAGUGAAGAGGAAGCCACAGGCCUGUCUUAAGGCCCUCCUAGCUGGGAAUCCUCCAGACAACAUGGUGGACCUGUCAGGCAUCCCACUGACCUCACGCGACCUGGAGCGGGUGACCAGCUAUCUUGAGCGCUGCGGAGAGCAAGUGGACAGUGUGGAGCUGGGCUUCACAGGCCUCACAGACGACAUGGUCCUGCAGCUACUGCCGGCGCUCAGUACCCUGCCUCGCCUCACCACACUAGCCCUCAAUGGCAACCGGCUGACCAGGGCUCUGCUGAGGGACCUCACUGACACCCUGAAGGACCCCAGCAAGUUCCCCAAUGUCACAUGGAUUGACCUGGGCAACAAUGUGGACAUCUUCUCUUUACCCCAGCCCUUCCUGCUCAGCCUGCGCAAGCGCUCUCCCAAACAAGGCCACCUACCUACUAUCCUGGAGCUGGGGGAGGGGCCAGGUACUGGGGAAGAGACCAAGGAAGGCACAAGUGAGCAGGACUCUGGAGGAAGCCCUAUGACACCUACCAGAGACCAUGAUAGCAGGGAGAUUGUGACUCAGACAUGAUUUGGAAGCAGGGAGAACUUGUCAGGAUGGCUAAGGCAGAUUAGGGGUUUCUACCCAUCAGGAUGCCUGAAUCCCACCCACCACCCAAACACCAGGAUACCAGAAUACCUUUUGUCCCCAACUCCCAAUACUACGCCCCUGAGAAAUCAUCCCUUGCUCUAGGGAUGUUCUCCAGACUUGUGCAGCUGGAUCAAGCACUGUCCCACCAGUACUGUUGAACCCCCUUAGAUUUAAUUUAGGGUAACUAAGACCCUUGGAGAAUCUCUCCAAUUCCAGGGGCCUCUUGGAAAGGGUGUGUGGUUAAGAGCAUUUUCCAGUCCAAGCUGCAAUCCUCCCUUUGCUUGACUGGGGAUCUUACUGUGAAAGGCAGUACCAUGCCUAGCGCCCUUACCCAACCAGCACAACUUUUUCCUUUCUACCAGCCAAGUUCCAGACCUCAUUCCCAGGACUUAAUCCCUGGAAUGGCUUUUCAAGCACUUAAUAAGGCUCUGGGACUAGUUCAGCCCUAGCCUUUUUUUCCCCAUAAUGUUCCUUAUUUCCCACAGCAAACAGCUCCUAUACUCACAGGCAGUUAUGAAUUUGGGGAAUCAAACCCUUACAGGCCAGGUAAGCAAACAGGCUUAAAGGAUCUGGGCGAGUUAGGGGCCUUGCAUGGUACUGCAUAAAUCGUCAAGGGAUUAGAAGUGUGGGUGCCUUAAAUGCUUUGGAACCAUUGCCCAAGUCCUAGGUUGUGAAAGCAGCUUAGACUGACCAGUUUACAGUACUAAAGCUAGGCUGCUUAACACCUGACAAAUUUCAGUCUUCAAAUACAAGUUUUUAAGGACCAGCACCAGAAGCCCUGCUUUACUGUAGCACUCGCUGACUCAGGUAACUGCUGCACACACACAUUGACUUGUUAUUCAACCAAUUCAGUGGCAAUCAUUUUGGAAACAAAUUUAUUAAGUAGUGUAAAUGUCCUGUGGGGCAGGAUUAUCAGAGGUGCCUGACCAGGACAAGGUGGGCAGACACACUUGGGAGUUUUUUCAUGAGAGGUGGCCUUCAGUCAGAAUCUUGAGUUGAUGGGCACUCCUCUGGAGAUAGCCUGCAAAGAGACUAAAGUUCAGAAUUAAAUUUGCUCCAACCAAUGGCCUGCAGAACACCUAAAGAUAUCUUCAGAGAACCAUAGGCUCACCACUACCAAUCUGCCGGUAAUUCCAGCUAUUUUAGGUGAUCUCAUCAUUUGAUAUCCUUUCAGAGAGCUCAGCUAGCUGCUGGAGGUGAUCACUGCACACAGCAAACUUACCUCCUCCUUCUCCACUGCUGCCAACACUGCAUUCUAGCACUUGGUCCUCCAAACUUGAGGAAGGGACACUCCUAAAAUGGACUGCAGAAACAGAAUGGAUUAAUGAUAGCCCCACUGAAGCCCAGCUCUAAGCACAACCUACCAAGAGUACCGAAAGCCUUACCGAGGGUCUAUUUUGUUAUUAAAAUAUAAUCUUAACUA